Messenger RNA from Chenopodium quinoa (quinoa), 1522 nucleotides. Its product is annotated as CASP-like protein 4A3. The record is from RefSeq and is a predicted model, not a curated record. Lineage: Eukaryota; Viridiplantae; Streptophyta; Magnoliopsida; Caryophyllales; Amaranthaceae.
AUUAAUAAGAACCCAAAAUUUCUUUUUUUUUUUUUUCUGAAAAACGAACCCAAAAUUUCUAAAACUGCUCCAAUUUUAUGUCAAACAGUCAAACAAGUUUAAAAAAAAAGGACCCACAAAAACCUCCAUUAUCAACUCCUUUUGAAAAGCUUCAAAGUUUAAACAAAAUUACUCUCUUCUUCUUCCCACGCUUUAUCUUCUCCCUCUCUCUCUCUCUCUCUCUCUCUCUCUCUCUCUCUACCCCAUCUCACAUUCAUUCAUUUUCUCUCUCUAAAAAAAUGCAGAACAACACCCACCAUAAACCACCUCGCCCACCACCAUUAUCAGUCUCUCAACCUUCUAAACCACCAUCACCACCACCAGCCCAACCCCAACCCCAAUUCCAACCUAAUUCCAAGCCCAAAACCAAGCCCAACUCAAGCCCAACAACACCCAGCCCAAGUCCAAACAACUCAAACUCGGACGAGUCACCCAAAUCCCCACUCCGAUCCGACUCACCCCACCGAUCCGACGACAACGAGCUCGACUUCCCCAAAAAUGGCAGCCCAAUCUUAGCACUCGAAAAAUACUACUCACCAUUAACUUCACCUGCACCUCCCAAAGACGCCGAUAAUUUCCCAUCUCCUCCGCACCAUCUCGUCAACGUCAACCUUCAUCGCCGGGAAGAAGAGCCGACGCAAACCGGCGUCGUUUCGGGGGGUGCUGGAGGAGAGAGAAAGGGGCGAAUUGGAGGAGAGAGAAAAGUUAGGUUUCCGGGUGUUGAGAAUAUUAUUGGGAGGAAAUCGAAGAAAGAGGAAGUUGUUGAGAAAGUGAAUUUAGGGGUUAGGGUUUUUGAGAUUGUGUUUUGUUUGAUUUCUUUCUCGGUUAUGGCUGCUGAUCGAACUCAGGGUUGGAGUGGUGAUUCCUUUGAUCGUUACAAAGAAUACAGGUUUUGUUUAUCUGUGAACAUUCUUGGAUUUUUAUAUUCAGCAUUUCAGGCAUAUGAUGUCACCAGCCAUAUGGUCACUGGAAAACAUGUGAUCACCCAUCAUCUCCGCUAUCAAUUUGAUUUUGUUAUGGAUCAGAUACUUGCAUACCUUCUGAUAUCAGCCUCGUCAGCAGCAGCCUCGAGGGUUGAUGACUGGCAAGCUAAUUGGGGGAAAGAUGAGUUUACAGAGAAGGCUAGUGCAUCAAUUAGUAUGGCCUUCUUGGCAUUCUUGGGGUUUGCCAUGAGCUCUCUAAUUUCAGGCUACAACCUCUGCAACCGUGAUUUACCGUGAUUUACCACAGUUAUGGCAUUUCUGUAUCAACCAGCAAUAUUUUUUUUAGCUAGCUAUAGAAUUUGUACAGGAAAUAUAUGGAAUAGAGAGGUGAAUUUCAAUCUGUGAAUAAGUCUAUACGACAAUAAUAAUGGCAAUGAAAUCUAGAGAUAAUGUUCCAAAUAAUUUUGUUUAGUUUUUCUUAUGCUGUCAAAGUGACAUUGAUGAUAAUUUUGGCUACCAUUAUAAAUUGUUUGCUGAAUCUUAAUGGGUUCUCUUUCUUU